Glarea lozoyensis ATCC 20868 is the source of this 1755-nucleotide messenger RNA. RefSeq names its product MFS general substrate transporter. Lineage: Eukaryota; Fungi; Ascomycota; Leotiomycetes; Helotiales; Helotiaceae. Gene Ontology annotation, biological process: transmembrane transport. Gene Ontology annotation, cellular component: membrane. The transcript has 6 exons. Gene Ontology annotation, molecular function: transmembrane transporter activity. The record is from RefSeq and is a predicted model, not a curated record. Bases 1 to 1755 code for a protein of 584 amino acids.
AUGGCCAUGGAGAAAGAUGUCGAGAAGAGCACAGAUUCAUCUAUGCACCACGAAGAAACAAUUUCAUACCAAGUCCCACCAGCCGAGCAAGAAGAAUCAGCCCGUCUGAACCUUCAGACUAUUCUCGCAUUCGUCUCACUAUGCGGUCAAUUCAACGCUUACAUCCUCACGCUUCUAAUCCCAGCCACAACGCUAUCCUACAUCAACGCGGAUCUAGGUCCGGAUCCGAACUACACCUGGAUUACAGUGAGUUGGCAACUCGGAGCCUCGAUCUUGAUUUCAGUAGCCGGAAGACUGGCAGAUAUCUUCGGCCGUCGCUAUUUCAUGCUCCUAGGCUCAUUCCUCGGCGUGAUAGGAUGUGUAGUCGGCGCUACAGGACAGAGCAUAAACCAGAUGAUUGUUUCUGGUGUGAUCUUCGGUAUCGCGAGCGGAUUUCAGGAGAUGUCGUAUGCGUGCAUUCAAGAGAUUCUGCCUAAUAAAUAUCGGAUGCAUGGAGUCGGUAUCUUCGACUGCUCCCUCAUCAUAGCAAACUUCUCUCCACUCAUCUCCUACGCAUUCAUCGCCAAUGUAUCAAUCACAUGGCGCGGAGCUUAUUGGUAUAUGUUCUCCCUCCACAGCUGCUUCUUUAUCUUGCUUUUCUUCUGCUACAACCCACCAGACUUCAGCAUGAAGCAUCGACAUGACGGGAAGACGAAAUUGGAAUUGCUUGGCGAACUGGACUAUGUCGGCGUCUUCCUUUUCACAGCUGCGGCCACGCUUUUGCUGGUUGGUAUCAACUUUGGCGGAAGGCAGUAUGAAUGGAAAUCGCCUGCUGUUAUCGCGCCUAUCGUGGUUGGGUUUGCUUGUGCGGUGGCUUUGGGCUUUUGGGAGACGAAGAUGGAUCUUAAGUAUCCACUUCUGCCACCGAAGUUGUUUAAGAAGGUUCGAGGGUUUGUUAUGGUUAUCGUGGUCUGCUUCGUUGGCGGUAUGCUCUACUACAGCAUGACCGUUCUCUGGCCUAGACAAUCAGCCACUCUCUUCGUCCCUGCAGACAAGCCCAUCAUGCGUGGCAUAUACGCCAACAUCUUUCCACUUGGAACAUUGACUGCCGGAAUCAUAGUGGUAACCGUCUGUUCCAGAAUAGGCCACGAGAAAUGGCAGCUUGUCGGAUUUAUGAUCGUUCAAACCGCGUUGAUCGGUUCCAUGGCAUCGGUAGGAGUGAACGACAAAGCUCAAGCAAUUGCAACGGUGUUCCUAGCAUCAUGUAUGAUCUCGCCACCUCAACUCAUCUCCUUUACCAUGUUAUCGCUAGGACUAGACGAUCAAACCGACAUUGGUAUAGCCGUCGGUCUUGCAGGUACUUUCCGUCUAUUAGGAGGCGCUAUAGCAACUGCCAUAUACUCCGCAAUCCUUACCCAAACCUUCAACGACUCUAUCGUUGGCAAAGUUCGCAACGCCAUUUCCCAGACCGGAUUCCCACAAUCGAGUGAGGCUGCGUUGUUAGCUGCUACAAGACUCAACACACCUGCCUUCUAUGCGACAGUCCCGGGUAUGAACGCGGCUGUGAGGGCCGCUGCUGAGUUGGCGUACAAACUUGCGUACGUGGACGCUUUUAGGCUUGUGUUUUUGGUGGCUAUUGCGUUUGGUGUCGCUGCUACUGUUGCGGCCUUUUUUACUGUGAGUACGGAUGUGCGGACGAAGACUAACAAGAGAGCUGUGGUUUUGAGGAAUGAGGUUAAUGCUAAGGAGGUUGAUGCUGAGGGAAAUCAGGUGUAG